AGUUAAUAGUUGAACCGUGUUGAAUAGUUGUCACUACUGUCAGAGGCGAGAGCAAAUCACUAAAUUCAUAAAAACGGUUAUUCUCACUUGGACUGUCGUAGCUCCUUCAACGGUGAGAUUAUAUGCUACAGAGCAUUCUUCAAAUUUUAUAAAUAUUGUUGAUCUCGUGAAAUAAUAUAUAAAAAAACCUCACAGGUAAAAUUGCUUGAGACUCGUGUAUGACCAUUGAUCUCCGCUAUGCCUAAGUCCAAACAGUAUGUAGAGUCAAGCAGUGACAGCAGCAGCGACUAUGAGCCGACAACUAAAAAAAAAACAGCCCAGAAAACUAAACGAGAAAGCUCUGAUGACGAACCAGCACCAAGCAAAAAACCAAAAAAGGAAACUAAGAAGGAUGAGGAUACCGUUUGGGAUCUAGGAAGCAACCGGCAGGUGACUGUUCGAGAAUUCAAAGGAAAACUGUUUGUGGAUAUUAGAGAGAUGUAUUACGAUAAAGAUGGAGAUGUUAAGCCUGGUAGGAAAGGAAUCUGUAUGAACAUGGCCCAGUGGCGAAAGUUUAUGGACAUCGUCGCAGAUGUUGACGAGGCGGCAAAGGCAAAGUGUUGAAAACAAUGGAAAUAAUCCAAGUCUUUUAUUACACAUGGAUCAAUAUAUUACUAGGUUCACUCCCAAUACUGAAUGAUUUUGUAUUUCAUUGUGUAUUAAAGUCAAAUAAUUUUGUUGUAUUAUAUGGUAUACUGUUUUCACAAAGAACUACGCAUACUAACAAUAACAUUCUUUUAUUACAAAAAAUAAAACUACAGUAAAAAUAG
Messenger RNA from Athalia rosae (coleseed sawfly), 809 nucleotides. It is a transcript of the gene Ssb-c31a, whose product is annotated as activated RNA polymerase II transcriptional coactivator p15. The record is from RefSeq and is a predicted model, not a curated record. The transcript is spliced from 4 exons. Lineage: Eukaryota; Metazoa; Arthropoda; Insecta; Hymenoptera; Athaliidae. The coding region runs from base 238 to 603 and encodes 121 amino acids. Gene Ontology annotation, biological process: positive regulation of transcription initiation by RNA polymerase II. Gene Ontology annotation, molecular function: DNA binding; transcription coactivator activity.